AUGAUUGCUCCGACGACCGCCGUACUGGCCUUCGUGCCGCUUUCCCUGGCUCUGACGCUGCCCACAACGCUCCCAUCGACGGCUGGGGAGGUGGCGUCCAGCUACGUCGGUGCCACAACGACCUUCCAGUUUCCGCCCGCCGGUGUUACUCCAGCAUCGCCCGGGAACGACCCGGACUUCCCGGAUGCUUCGGAGGUCGGAUACGCAGGACCCACGCCGACUGGUGAUGAGGCGCUCUCCAUUGAGACUGCGCCCGCUAUCGCCGUGCAUGUGGGCGUUGACCCGGUCGUGCGGCCUGACACAGCCGACAAGAAAGGCUCGAAGUUCGACAUGGUCCGCAGCUGGGGCAGCCUUACUCCGUGGUUCUCGCUCCCGGCGGAUACAUGGGGCCUUCCUGAGUCUUCACCUGUGGUACCGAAGGGUUGCGAGAUCGAACAGGUGCACAUUAUUCACCGCCACGGUGCGCGUUACCCCACGUCCGGCAGUGGCCCAUCCAACUUCGCUGCCAAGUUGCACAACAUCACUGUGAACGGAACUGGCUUCAGCGCCAGUGGUCCUGCGGAGUUCUUGAACACCUGGCAGUUCUCACUUGGUGCGGAGAUUUUGACGCCACUUGGACGUGAGCAGCUAUACGAGCUUGGUGUCAAUGCAAGGGUUCGAUAUGGCGCACUCUUGAAGGGCUUCACUGACCUUCCCGUCUGGCGUACGACAUCUGAAGCACGUAUGGUUGACUCCGCACUUCAGUUCGCGGCUGGGUUCUUCGGAGUCCAAUCGUACCAAACCAGCUAUCACCAGCUCAUUCAGAUCGAAGAAGACGGUUUCAACUCGACGCUGGCACCAUACUAUGACUGCCCGAACUCAAACCUUGACGACAACGGUUAUCUCGGAUACAUUAAGGCGGCUGAGUGGGCGGAUGUAUACGCACCGCCCAUCAUCGAGCGUCUCUCUGGGUACCUUGAUGGCGUUAACCUUACAUCUACCGACAUCGUGGCCAUGCAAGACCUCUGCGCAUACGAGUCAGUCGCGCUCGGAUACUCUAGCUUCUGCGAUCUCUUCACACAGGCAGACUGGGAGGCUUACGAGUAUUGGUACGACUUGGCCUUCUGGUACAGUGACGGCCCUGGUGGCGCGACUACCGCGUCGCAGGGUAUUGGUUACGUCCAGGAGCUCAUCGCACGGUUGACCCAAACGCCUAUCACCACUUUCGACACCACAACCAACGCCACUCUCGAUGGUAGCAACGUGACCUUCCCUCUUAAACAGCCCAUCUUCGUCGAUGCCAGCCACGACACGAUCAUAUCAUCUAUCGCUGUUGCUUUGAAUUUGACGAGCCUGGCCGAGAGUGGCCCUCUGCCUACUGACCAUAUCCAAAAGGACCGCAAAUGGAUCGUCAGCCACGUAGCGCCGUUUGCGACUAACCUCGUCGGCCAGGUCCUUUCGUGCCCGAGCAAGACCAAUGUUACCGCUAGCAACAGCACGGCUACUCACUUCCGCUGGAUCCUCAACGAUGCUGUCGUGCCGCUCACCGGUGUCCAAGGCUGCAAGGAGGACAAGGACGGCCUUUGCGAGCUUGAUGCGUACAUCGAAGGGACCAAGGCCCGUAUCGCGGAGGUCGACUUUGCCUUCGACUGCUUCGCCAACUACACCGUACCCGACCCUGAUUUGAUCGUCGACGGUCGUGCCUCUCCCGUGGUGAAGAGCUAG
Messenger RNA from Peniophora sp. CBMAI 1063, 1704 nucleotides. NCBI's taxonomy places the organism in Eukaryota, Fungi, Basidiomycota, Agaricomycetes, Russulales, Peniophoraceae. The record is from the annotation of a GenBank genome assembly.